AUGAAAAUCGACUCUGCAGUCAUCAAGGCAUUGAGCCUCGACCCAGUCAGAACAACAGUUGCCCGACACGGAGGAUCCGGGUUUUCGACCACUGCGAAGAUUACCACGACGCUGAAAGAUGGCACUGAAAAGCACUUUUUCAUGAAGACGGGCAAGGGCAAAGACGCCGAAGUCAUGUUUGCAGGUGAACACGCCUCGCUUAAUGCGAUUCACAUGGUGCCAUCACUAUGCCCUGCCAGCUUCGCACACGGGCCCCUUGAGGACGCUGCAGGGGGUGCAUUCUUGGUCACGGAUUUUCUGGAUAUGAGUGGAACGUCGUUGGGGAGCGAAAAGGGGUCUGGGAUGUCAUUGGCGGCGAAGUUGGCGAAGCUGCACACCACGGCUGCUCCGAUUCCAGAAGGCUUUCAGAAACCUGUCUUUGGCUUUCCGGUGCCGACCUGCUGCGGCGACACAGAACAGCCCAACGACUACACAGAGUCCUGGGCCGAUUUCUACGCCCAACAUCGUCUCCUGGCAAUUCUGAAGAAAAGCGAACGCACGAACGGGAAGGACCCUACCCUUCGCUCUCUGGUAGAAAAGACGGUCGCAGAGACCGUGCCGAGACUCAUAGGAGACAAACACCUAAACAGUGGGAAGGGAAUCAACCCUGUCGUUGUUCACGGCGAUUUGUGGAGCGGGAAUAAGGGAAGAGGAAGAAUAGGUGGCAAAGGGGCUGUCGAAGACGUCGUUUUUGAUCCGAGUGCUUGCUAUGCCCAUAGCGAGUAUGAGUUGGGGAUAAUGAGGAUGUUUGGGGGGUUUGGGGGAAGCUUUCUGAAGGAGUAUCAUCAAAUUUGUCCUAAGACGGAGCCGGUGGACGAGUAUGAGGAUCGGGUCAAUUUAUACGAACUGUAUCAUCACUUGAAUCAUCAUGCGAUUUUCGGCGGGGGCUACAAGUCUGGGGCUGUUUCGAUUAUGAGGGCUUUGCAUCGGAAAUUCAGUGGGAAGACCCUCGCAGAUCAGAGGCUUUUACGAAACCUCGCCCGCGCAAAAAGGGUCCUCGAAUCAUACGCACACCAAUUGCUCUACUUCCUCUCACAGAUCGAAGAGCCAAUUUUCAUCGACCUCACUGGCGCCUGGGACCCUUCCGAACAACACUGGAGAGACUUCAUCCCAUCACCCGCGGACCAGAACCUUCUCAACCUUCGCAAAGACCAAGGAGCCGUCGGAUACCUCUUCCACAUCGACAUUCCUCGAUCAUCUCUACCACUCCACGCGCCCGCCAUAUCAAUUGUCCGCCAAUCUGUCAACCCUGGACAGCGAGAAAUCUACAACAUGAUGAACCAUUCCGCGAAGCGCUUAUUAGGAGUGGUCACCCAGCAAAAAGCGACAUCGCAUGGUAUAAAUCAUGUUUGGCGCAUAGAGAAAGAGGAUGAGGGCAAAAGGGAGGAAGUGGUGCGGUUUGCAGGAUGGACUAGAGUGUGA
This is a messenger RNA of Letharia lupina, 1461 nucleotides long. RefSeq lists its product as uncharacterized. Lineage: Eukaryota; Fungi; Ascomycota; Lecanoromycetes; Lecanorales; Parmeliaceae. The transcript is spliced from 4 exons. The coding region runs from base 1 to 1461 and encodes 486 amino acids. The record is from RefSeq and is a predicted model, not a curated record.